AUAACCUGAGGGAGGCUCUUGCACGACACACUUGCUGAUCCUCACUCAGCGAUCACUCCUGCCCGACCUGUCUCUUCUCUCGCACAAGAAUGUUGGUGCUGGUGUUGUGCCUGCUGGUGGGAAGCGCCCUCGGAACUGCCAUCGACAGACCGCGUCGAGGGAUCUUCGAUAAUGGAAUAGGUCUGGAUCCCUCGGGUUAUUUGCCACCGCAGAAUGACUUCUGCCAACCCUCCACAGUGUACAGGACGCAAGUGCAGUACUCCACUUUGGUCGUCCCUUCCACCAUAUACAACAAUGACAUCCAGUACGUCACUCAGACUGACGUUCGCACACAACAAGUGUACAGUACAUUCAAUUCCGAGGUCGUGAGUACCGUGGUAGUGCCACAGGUACAGUACCAGACGGUGACGGUCACCCGCACCCAACAGAACGUCCGUACACAGGUGGUCACUCUUCCUCCUCAAGUACGUUAUGUGACAGAAACUAGGCAAGAUGUGAGGACUGAUGUACAGUACCAGACGCAAUACGAGACCCGCUUCCAACAGGUGCCUUCGACCGUCAUUAGGAAUGUCGUCUCUACGCAGGUGGUCCCCCAACAGGUCAUCAGUACCAUCUUCCGGACUCAAACCAUCACAAGGACGCGUCAAGUGCCUGGUCAAACCCGCACUAUCGCUAGUACCCAGUACAGCACCAUAUAUUCCACUGUUGUCCAGCCAGGCCAAGAUGUAUACCUCACGCAGACGUUAGACAGGACGAACGUCGUUACCCAGACCAUCUCACAGCCCGGCAGGACUCAAGUCAUCACCUCCACACAGGUGGUUCCUGUCACCACCACCAUCUUCUCACAGGUUGUCCUCACCAACACCCAGACUCAGUUCAUAACACGCACACAGACGGAACAACGCGUCACCACCGUCGUGCGCGUACAACAAGUGCCACAGUUCAACACAAGAACCAUCACGGUGCCCCAACAGGUGGUGAGGACCCAGGUGUCUACCCAGGUGGUGCCCACGACCAUUUUUUCUCAGCAGACUGUCCCUACAAUCGUUAACGUGCCAGGUCAAACACAGUACGUCACCGUCACCCGCACUGUUGUCAACACCCAACAACUUCCCGGUCAGGUCCGCACCCAGUACGUCACAAGAACUGUCUACAACACAAACUACGUGACUUCCACCAUAUUCAACCAGCAGUACAACACCGCUACGGUUACCAGAACCACCCAGCCUAACUGCAACACCGGAUACAACUAUAAUGAACCCGCUGUGGCCUUCAACGCCUUCGGCCGCUGAGCUGCAACAGAGUGAAUAUUCUUCCUUUUUUAUGAAAUAAUAGAAACUCCUGUAGGUGUCGUCAGACAGAUGGUCACAUGCAGCUGAGAGUUGUCUUAUCACCAUUGUUUAACUUGUUUUUUUCGAUAACAUUGAUUGCGUAAACACCAUCAUUUCUAUUAAAAUGUGACACUUA
This is a messenger RNA of Penaeus monodon (black tiger shrimp), 1467 nucleotides long. RefSeq lists its product as uncharacterized. Bases 90 to 1292 code for a protein of 400 amino acids. NCBI's taxonomy places the organism in Eukaryota, Metazoa, Arthropoda, Malacostraca, Decapoda, Penaeidae. The transcript is spliced from 2 exons. The record is from RefSeq and is a predicted model, not a curated record.